UGUUAAUGGACUACAAGACGAUGCCAUUCUCCGCGCUGCUUCUCUUCACUUCAUAAAUUAGCCGUCCACAUGUCGCCGGCCGCCGGGGUGCGCGUCCCUCUCUUGCCGGGAAGCAAAGCUGCAGUGAAGCCAGCCUCCGUCUCCGGCGCCGUCUUCAAUGUGGCUACGAGUAUAAUUGGUGCCGGAAUUAUGUCCAUUCCAGCGACGCUGAAGGUUUUGGGGGUAAUCCCGGCCUUCGUGCUGAUCCUGGUCAUCGGUUUCCUUGCCGAAGUUUCAGUGGACUUCCUCAUGAGGUUUACACAUUCCGGCAGCACCACCACUUAUGCCGGCGUGAUGAGGGAGGCUUUCGGGCCGGCCGGAGCACUUGCAGCCCAAAUUUGUGUAAUGAUCACAAACCUCGGGUGUUUAAUUAUGUACCUCAUUAUCAUCGGGGAUGUUCUCUGUGGAAAUUCACCUGGUGGUGAGGUUCACCUGGGGAUUCUGCAACAGUGGUUAGGAAUUCACUGGUGGACUUCACGGGAUUUUGCUCUGCUCGUGAUAGUCUUCGUCAUGCUUCCAUUGGUCCUGUAUCGCCGCGUGGAGUCCUUAAGGUUCAGUUCUGCAAUAUCAACUCUCCUAGCAGUGGCAUUCGUUGGCAUAUGUUCAGGGAUGGCAAUCACUGCUUUGAUCUCAGGAAAAACACAUCCUCCGAAAUUGUUCCCUGAAUUAGACCACCGCACCUCCUUUUUUGAUCUAUUCACUGCCGUUCCAGUCAUCGUCACUGCCUUCACCUUUCACUUCAAUGUACAUCCAAUUGGAUUUGAACUUGCCAAGCCGUCCGAUAUGGCAGUGGCAGUUCGAAUAGCAUUAGUUCUGUGCGGUGCCAUAUAUUUUGCAAUAGGCCUAUUUGGGUAUCUUCUGUUUGGGGAUUCAACGCAGUCAGACAUACUCAUCAACUUUGAUCAGAAUACUGCUGGGUCUGCAGCCGGUUCAUUGCUCAACACUCUUGUCCGUUUAAGUUAUGCUUUUCACAUCAUGUUGGUGUUCCCUCUCUUGAACUUUUCUCUGAGAUCCAACGUAGACGAGCUUCUCUUCCCCAAGAGGCCUCUGCUUGCCACGGACAACAGAAGAUUUGUGAUCCUCACUCUGGUGCUUCUCGUCCUCAGCUACCUCAUCGCCAUUGCUCUCCCUGAUAUUUGGUACUUCUUUCAGUUCGUGGGAUCAACCUCUGCAGUGUGCCUCGCCUUCAUCUUUCCUGGUUCUCUUGCUCUUAGGGAUGCUCAUGGUGUAUCAAGGAAAGACAAAAUCACAGCACUCAUGAUGAUCAUCCUGGCUGUGAUUACAAGCGCGAUCGCCAUAUCUACCAACAUAUGCAACUUUUUCGGUAGCAAGUCAUAGAAUUGUUUUUUUUUUUUUAUCAUCAGGGAAAGAUCGAGAAGGCAAGCAUGCCAAUAUGUCAAAUUUGUAACUAUGUAGUACCUUCGCAUGGAUUGGUGAUGGUACAUAUCUUUGGCUUCUAGAGUUUUGGUAUAUAAAAUGGACAAUAUGACGGUGUAGGAUUGUCAAAGGUCAAGCGUGAAUAUACAAAUGGAUCCGGAUAUCCAGCCGAUUGGCUGUAAGUAAA
Molecule: messenger RNA, 1603 nt
Organism: Prosopis cineraria
Lineage: Eukaryota; Viridiplantae; Streptophyta; Magnoliopsida; Fabales; Fabaceae
Product: amino acid transporter AVT6C
Biological process (GO): amino acid transmembrane transport
Molecular function (GO): amino acid transmembrane transporter activity
Source: RefSeq, a predicted model, not a curated record